UUCAUACCGUAUUGUGAACUUAAGCUCUUCUGUUGUAAUAUUGCUCGGGUAUAUCUAGACUAAAUAUCGCCUGCUUUCAGAGAAGUUUAAUAUUUAUUACCUUUAACCCAGAUACUGCGGUGGCAGGAUUCAGCGCAAUGGGAGAAAAACAUUCAUUACUCUUGUGACGUGUGGCAAACGAAUACAGGUGGCCGAUGCAUACGUCAACACGUUGACACACGCGUGCACUACAAUACUACAAUCCGGACUGUCUGGAAUGAGGAAACCCGCAGGUAGCGGAUAUCACAGAGUCUCGUUACAUGGAGUCGUUAAAAAAACAAGACGUUCAGGAUAUAGUCGUGGAGGAGAAAAGACAUCACCUUGAAGAUAAAGCAGAAAGCAGACUGAAGAUCCUCUUUCAAGGACCAUUUCUGCAGCAUGGUCGGUUAGUUCACGGUGCGGAAUGUCUUAGGGGAGACAACUCUUGGAGUCCAACAACUGAUCGCUUUUGGUCAAUAUCACCACAGACGGGCAACCAAACUAAACUAGCGGAAACGAUCGCAAUCGUCAUGUGGGUUCUGUUUGUCAUUUACCCAGGAGUUGCCAUACCAGUUGGAUGUUGUUUACGGAACAUUUGUAAUAUCGUCAAUGCCGUGAUCCUGAGCGUGAUAAUAGCAUACUUCCUCACUUGUUUCUACAUCAUUCUCAAGAACAAGAAGAAAUUCAGACGACUUUGGUUUGUCAUAAAGACUAAUGAAGAAACGUGCAAAGGUUACCGGAAUCAAGUCACCUUGGUUACCAGGGAGAAUGUGCAGUGCUUGUCAUUCAUGACUUUACACAAGAAGCGAGAAGUGGAUUUAAAAUUAGCCCAAAACCCACAUAAAGUGGCUGUCAUCAUGCAGUGCAGCAGAUCUUUCUGGAACGUCCACAUCCUCGAUCCAAUCUUCUGCCUCAUUGGCCUCAUCCUGCUAUACACUGGAGCCGUCAUCAUCCAGAUAGAAAUGCUACAGACAUCAUUGCUGUGAUGAUUUUCUGAUGUCGUGGACUAUUGAAAUUAUUAUUCAGAACUCAUACUUAUACUCGCAGACAUUCAAACUAAAGUACGUUGUUGUUCGCAAGGAUGGUGGAUUUCGUAUCUAAACCUUGAAACUAGACUCUAAAGGCCUACAAGAACAACUUUUUUAAAGUAGUCUACCUCUUGUGAAUGUACUAGAUAUGAAUCCUGGUUUGUGCACAUUGUUCACGCCGAGAUGUUCGUAGUGUUCAGGCUGAGGCGGUGAAAAUGUUACUGAUACUCAAAACAAGCAGAAACAAAUGCUUGCAAUGUCACUAAGGUCAAAACGAAUUAUUUAAAUUGUUGAAAUCCUGCUGUGUGUCAUAUUUAAAUUAUUGAAAUCCUUCUGUGGGUAAUAUUUAAAUUCGUUUCAAAUCACUGGUAUGAUUUUGCAAGUAAGGUUUUGAUUGGUCGAAUGAAAGGUCAGCUGGACAUGAGCUCCAACGGGUUGCUGUUAGAUCCACAUGUAAUAGUGGAGCUAAUUUUAAUUAGAUUGACCUCUCAUGCAGGAACAAUUUGGGGUGGAGUUGUGUCACAUACCAUUACUAGGUCAUUAAGCAGUAUGUUUUAUGGUUUACUGCAUAUUAAAGUGAAUCCUUGUCUGCACAUUAAAGUAAUUAAACAGUGCGUGCAAGCAAAUCCUUGUCCCGGGCAUAUUUGCGUUAUCAGUUAAUAUGUGAUCUUCAAACCUCACAUGCAAGGAUAACUUUGGAUAGCGGGUUGUCGCAUAUCAGUACUAGGUCAUCCUUGUCCGGGCCAUAUAUAUUCCUUACUAAUACAUGCAGGACAAUCAAAUGUUACAUGUACGUACAACUUGGGAUGACAGUCUGUUGUCUACAAUUAAUGGGAAGAAAAUAUUUUGCGCACCAUAUCCUCCAUACUAAUUCAGGCAAGACCAUCAAACCUUGCAACUUUCGCUCGCUAGAUACCAUUUUCUAAUGUACUCGUUCAUACAAAUGGUAUUCAACUGAAAGUCGUGCAAUAUUCUCCAUUGCAUUUUAAGCAAACAGCACCUUUUUCAUCAGUUGCUGGUCGAAACAAACUGUUCAUCCAUCACAUUACACAAACUUCAUAUAAUGAUAAUCGAAUAAUACAUGUAACACUUCAGUCAUAAAACUCCUGAGGAGCGUAUUAUGUAGUUCACCGGUAUUUUUGUUCUUCGUUCCUCCUUGGGUAGGAGACUAAGGGUGAGACCGAGGUCUAUGCAUUUUACGGGUUCUUAAGUUGUGUUUUGCCGUUCACCUAUCGUGUUAUUAUUCACAGGCAACCAUUAUGACGACCUAUAAGAUAUAGUUUUGUUGUUGUUUUGUUUGGCCUUUUUUUUCUCUUUUCCUUUUUUUUUUUUUUCUUUUUUUUUUUUGUUGUUGUUGGGUUGGGGUUGGGGGGUUUUGAGGGGAUGAUGUAGGUUUUU
Messenger RNA from Gigantopelta aegis, 2444 nucleotides. RefSeq lists its product as uncharacterized. The coding region runs from base 300 to 1004 and encodes 234 amino acids. The transcript is spliced from 6 exons. The record is from RefSeq and is a predicted model, not a curated record. Lineage: Eukaryota; Metazoa; Mollusca; Gastropoda; Neomphalida; Peltospiridae.